AUGGCUCUUGCUCUCCUCUUGGCAGCGAUCCUGGGACUUCUUGUUGUCAAGGCUGUUUUUUUUCAGCUGAGAAACCCGAGCUCCCCUCCUUGCAUCAAGAGCUGGAUCCCUUGGUUUGGAGCUGCGUUUCAGUUUGGGAAAGCUCCUCUGGAGUUUAUAGAGCAAGCUAGAAGCAAGCAUGGGCCUGUAUUCACAAUAUUCGCCCUGGGAAAACGAUUUACUUUUGUGACUGAGGAAGAAGGAGCUGAAGUAUUUUUUAAUUCUAAAGACUUAAAUUUUGAACAGGCAGUACAACCAGCUGUUGAGAAUGCAGUUUCUGUCCCUGCAGAAUCAUUUUAUCAGAACCAUAAUAACCUCUACAGCAUGAUGAAGGGAAAAAUGGGUCCUUCUAAUCUGCACAUGUUCACAGGCCCUUUGUGUAAGGAACUGCAUGAGCACCUGGCACACCUGGGUGCAGAGGGCACAGGUGACCUGAAUGACCUGGUAAGGCGUGUCCUGUACCCAGCAGUGGUGAACACUUUGUUUGGGAAAGGCAUCUGCCCGACAAGUCAGAGUGAAAUCAAGGAGUUUGAAGAACAUUUUCAGAAGUACGAUGAGGACUUCGAAUACGCUUCUCAGAUGCCCGAGUGUUUCCUGAGGAACUGGUCGAAAUCCAAAAAAUGGCUUCUAAAAUUAUUUGAGAAAGUAGUGUCAGAUGCUGAAAGAACCAAUCCUUCAGAGACCACAUCCAAGACACUACUGCAGCAUCUCCUGGAUAACUUGCAAGGAAAACAUCUGGCCCCCAAUUACGGUCUCCUAAUGCUCUGGGCUUCCCAAGCCAAUGCUGUCCCCAUUGCGUUCUGGACUCUUGUUUUCAUACUCUCUUAUCCUUCCAUUUACAAGAAAAUCAUGGAAGACCUGGCUUCUGUUUUUGGCAAAGCAGGUAAAGAUAAAAUAGAAGUCUCUGAAGAGGACCUUAAGAAGCUCCCUUUCAUUAAGUGGUGCACUUUGGAAGCCAUACGGCUGAGGUCUCCAGGUGCAAUCACCAAAAAAGUAGUAAACCCAAUCAGAAUUCUGAAUUUCACUGUCCCUGCAGGUGACAUGCUGAUGUUGUCGCCAUAUUGGUUGCACAGGAAUCCAAAAUAUUUUCCUGACCCGGAAAUGUUCAAACCGGAUCGUUGGAAAGAGGCAAAUUUAGAGAAGAAUGCUUUCUUGGACAGCUUUGUGGCAUUCGGAGGAGGGAAGCAUCAGUGUCCAGGAAGGUGGUUUGCUAUCAUGGAAAUCCAGUUGUUCGUUGUGCUAUUCCUAUACAAAUAUGAUUUUGUGCUUUUGGAUGCAGUACCAAAGGAGAGCCCUUUACAUUUGGUGGGGACGCAGCAACCCAUGGCACCAUUCCGGGUCCACUAUAAAUGCCGGGAAUGA
This is a messenger RNA of Tauraco erythrolophus (red-crested turaco), 1401 nucleotides long. It is a transcript of the gene CYP39A1, whose product is annotated as cytochrome P450 family 39 subfamily A member 1. The record is from RefSeq and is a predicted model, not a curated record. Lineage: Eukaryota; Metazoa; Chordata; Aves; Musophagiformes; Musophagidae. Gene Ontology annotation, biological process: cholesterol homeostasis; bile acid biosynthetic process. Gene Ontology annotation, molecular function: iron ion binding; heme binding; oxysterol 7-alpha-hydroxylase activity.